AAGCGCGCGGCGGAUCAUCAUUCAUUCAACACUUUGACAACCUCGCUUUUGAUUGACAGUUGGAAUGGCGGAAAGCCAAGAGACUGACUAGUUUUGUUUUAGGGUCAUUUUCAUACUGGUUUGGAAAAGAGGAUUCUUUCUCUCCUCGUCGUUGUCCUGGAGAAAGCGAGGGAGCUAUUUGCUGCGCUGUAGCCGAACUUGAGCCGGAGGUCUGGCUUGAUCGUACUCCUGAAGGAAACAUAAGGAUUUUUUUUAAAUCUCGCAUUUGGAAUUUGACCCUUUAUUUUGCUUCACCCUGGCCUCAUAGGGGAUAUAUUAUAAGUUUAAGGAAGACAGGCCGAUGGCGCAAAGGUACGAAGAUAUACACCAUUAUGCCAUGGAGGGAGUAGGAAUCCCAACUACGAUGUAUGGGGACCCACACGCGGCCAGAUCCAUGCAGGCGGUGCAUCUGAAUCACGGCCCCCUCCACUCGCACCAAUACCCGCACACUGCUCACACCAACUCCAUGCCGCCCGGCAUGGGCUCCUCCGUCAACGACGCUCUUAAACGAGAUAAAGAUUCCAUAUACGGGCACCCCCUCUUCCCCCUUCUAGCUCUGAUUUUUGAGAAAUGUGAAUUAGCAACUUGCACACCCAGAGAACCCGGGGUGGCGGGCGGCGAUGUGUGCUCCUCCGAGUCUUUCAACGAAGAUAUAGCAGUGUUUGCCAAACAGAUCCGGGCAGAAAAACCUUUAUUUUCUUCAAAUCCAGAACUCGAUAAUCUGAUGAUACAAGCAAUUCAAGUAUUAAGAUUCCAUCUUCUGGAGCUGGAGAAGGUGCACGAACUUUGUGACAAUUUCUGCCAUCGGUACAUCAGCUGCUUGAAGGGGAAAAUGCCCAUCGACCUGGUUAUCGAUGACAGAGAUGGCGGAUCAAAAUCAGACAGUGAAGAAAUCACAAGAUCGUCCGGGAACCUUGAUCAGACCUCAUGGAGCAGGGACCAUGAUGACACAGCGUCCACACGCUCCGGGGGCACUCCGGGGCCCUCCAGUGGGGGCCACACCUCGCACAGCGGGGACAACAGCAGCGAACAAGGGGAUGGCCUGGAUAACAGUGUGGCGUCACCGAGCACAGGGGACGACGACGACCCCGACAAGGAGAAGAAGCGGAACAAGAAGAGAGGAAUCUUCCCCAAAGUGGCCACCAACAUCAUGAGGGCAUGGCUCUUCCAGCACCUCACUCACCCUUACCCAUCCGAGGAGCAGAAGAAGCAGCUUGCUCAGGAUACAGGGCUGACGAUACUACAAGUCAAUAAUUGGUUCAUUAACGCAAGACGGAGAAUAGUACAGCCCAUGAUAGACCAGUCCAAUCGAGCAGUGAGCCAAGGAGCGCCCUACAACCCCGAUGGCCAGCCAAUGGGAGGCUUUGUCAUGGACGGCCAACAGCACAUGGGCAUUAGACCACCAGGGCCGAUGAGUGGGAUGGGCAUGGAGGGGCAGUGGCACUACAUGUAACCUUCUCCUCGUCAACCAAUCGCAAUGCAGAGGGGGAAGACUGCAGGGCUGCAGGGCAUGCCUCAUGGGCCUGUCUGUGGGACAGCCCGGCUACAGUCUCACUCUGCUGGGGCAGGGGCCUUGGCCCCCCAUCGCUCAGGAGUGGCCCACCCUGCCAUGCCCCUCUCAGCUCAGCCUCCAGCCCCCCCAUGCUCAGCCCCUGGAGAUCCCAGUGUGGGGCACAGCCACGCUCACUAGCUUUUAAAGGAUUUCUCCGUUUAUUACCAAUCAGAGACACUAUGAACAACAAACAUGUUGCUUUUUCCUCCGGUGGUAUCGGACAUGUACCCUCUUCAUACACUCAGGAGCUGGAUUAGGGGGACUGAUCUGGACCAAGCCAAUGCUCUGGAGCAUGGUCACAAAGA
Conger conger (European conger) is the source of this 1896-nucleotide messenger RNA. It is a transcript of the gene meis1b, whose product is annotated as Meis homeobox 1 b. The coding region runs from base 341 to 1492 and encodes 383 amino acids. The record is from RefSeq and is a predicted model, not a curated record. The transcript has 13 exons. Gene Ontology annotation, molecular function: RNA polymerase II cis-regulatory region sequence-specific DNA binding; DNA-binding transcription activator activity, RNA polymerase II-specific. NCBI's taxonomy places the organism in Eukaryota, Metazoa, Chordata, Actinopteri, Anguilliformes, Congridae. Gene Ontology annotation, biological process: angiogenesis; eye development; animal organ morphogenesis.